AUGGCGACCCCCUCUUUUAAGCCGAACCUCCCCCCCCUUCUCCCAGACGCGGAGCUGGCGGGCCUUUUAAACAGCAUCCUCCAUGCCACGGAGGCGGAGGAGCGGCGGGGGGCCGAGGCCGCCGUUGUCCUCGCGCUCGGGAACAGGGCAAACCUCCCGGGGCUGGUCCGGCUGCUUUGCGGGGAGGGCGAAGGGGAGGGCCCCUCCGCCGGAGUCCGUCAGCUCGCCGCGGUGCUCCUGCGAAAGCGGAUCUUUUCCUUUUGGGCCGUUCUCGACGCAUCCGAGCGAACGGCGCUGAAGGCGGUGGUGCUGCGGCGGCUGGGCGAGGAGCCCGUGCGGGCCGUGCGGCUCGCCCUCGCGCACGUCGUCGGGCGCUUGGCGAAGGCGGACGGGAGGUGGGGGGAACUCGCGGGGGCCAUCCACGCCGCCGCCACGGGGGACGCGCGGGCGGACAUGCGCGAGCUCGCGAUGGUCCUCGUCCACAGCCUCGCGGAGGUGUUUGCGGGCGCGCCAGGGCUCGGCGAGGUCGCCGCGGGGGCCGUCUUGCGCGGCCUCGCUGACGCCGAGGCGGGGGUGCAGAGGGCCGCGGUGAAGGCCGCCGUCGCCCUGCUGCCCUCGCUCGAGGACGACGCGGCGGCCCACGGGGGACUCCUGCGCGAGCUCCUCCCUCUCACGGUGGGGCUUUUGCAGGCCAACGCGCGGGAUCCCACGCGGGCUUCGCUUUGCCGCGGCCUGUUUGAGCUUCUCGAGGUCGUCACCGAGGCGCUUUCGCCGAAGAAAAACGCGGGACAGCUGGUGGAGCUCGCCCGCGGGCUGCUGGCGGUGAUGGAGGACCGGUCGACGACGGCCAGCGUGCGGGAUGGCUGCGGGAUUGCCCUUGAGGAGCUCGCCGCGCGGAGGCCGAAAUUCGUCGUUUCGCACAAUCUUCUCCAGCCUCUCGUGGACGCGUGCGUUCGGAUGAUGGCCGAGGACGCCACGAUCGCGCUGCCGGAGAAUAAUCUUGACGACCCCGAUGAGGAUGAUAAGGAUCCUAACAAUGACAUGGACGAUGAUGAGGAUGAGGACGACAUGGAGGCCGCCCGCUCCCCCUGCAUGAUAGGCGGCUAUUUGCUCAGUGGUUUAGCCGAUAAAAUCCCGUCAAAGCCCUUCACCGCUGCCCUUCUUCCCUUUAUUUCCGCGAUUUCCGAUUCCUCUAACAAUACUAAUAAUAGCCAACCGACUCAUCCGUUUGAGCGGAAGGCCUGUGCGUUGGCGAUGGCGGCGCUGGCGGAGGGCAGUCCGGCUUUUCUCCGCCGACGGGUUGGGACCGUGCUCGACCUCGCUUGUCGAUUUCUCGCCGACGAGGACGCCACCCCGCGCGAGGCCGCCGCUUUUGCGCUCCGAUACUUCGCGGAGCACCUUCAGCCAGAGAUUUUAACCCAUCACUCGCUGUUAAUUCCCCUUUUGCGCGAUUUGUUAGCGAAGGAAAGCGGGGACCUCGUGCGGCGUCGUCUUGCCGAGGCCUUGGACACCCUCUGUGAGAACCUCGAGGAGGAGCUCGAGCCCUACGUUGUGGAGCUCAUGCCGGUGAUUGUUGGGGCCCUUCAUCAUAACACCAAUGAUCCCCAUAAUAGCGGUGGGGUUUCCUUAGAAACGCAAACGGCGCUCUGCGGCGUGAUUUCUUCGAUUGCGGCGACGAAGUGUCCGGCGUUUUUGCCCUUCGCGGGGCCGCUUUUAGAGCUUUUUCAGCAGCCCCUCGCGCAGACGGCGCCGGCGACCCUCGCGUUGAGGGCCCAGGCCACGGAAACGGCCGGCAUCGUCGGCGCCGCGAUGGGAAAGGCGGCCUUUGCGCCCUACGUCGAGCUCUUUAUGCCGCGAAUUCGCGAGAACCUCUCGCUGGGCAGCGCCGUCCUGCGGGAACAUAGUUUUGGGUUUUUGAGCAACCUCUGCGAGAUCCUGCAGGGGGAUUUUAUGCCCUACCUCGACGACGCCCUCGCGGCCGCCCUGCACGCGAUUGAGGAGGAUACCGCCAUCUACACCAAUCGCCAUCCUUUGGCGAAGGGGGAUAUGCCGUUGGUGCUCGAGGAUGAUUUUGAAAACCGCGGGGGUUUGAAUUCUCAUGGCCACCCGGCGGACGAUGAAGUGAAAAGCGGCGAGGAGGAAGCCGAAGACGAGGAGGAGGAGGCGGACGCCGCGGAGGAGAUCCACAUGCGGGUGCGCACCGCCGACAUCGAGGAAAAGUCCUCCGCGCUGUAUUGCAUCGGCGUCUUUGCGGAGGUCCUGCGCGGGGAGUUCGGGGAGUCCCGGGUGGGGCGUUGUUGGGACGGGCUAUCCCCCCUGGAGGGCCAUUUCCACCCCAACGUGCGCGGGAACGCGAUGGUGGCCGGGGCGAAGCUGCUCCGGGCCUCGCAUGGCGGGGCCGAGGUGGUGCCCUCGCAGACCGAGGACACCCUCUCGCCGCGAACGCGGGGCCUUCUCAACGACUUCGUCCACCACGUCCUCCUGCGGACGAUGCAGGAGGAGCCCGAGAAGGAGGUUUUCAUCGCCGCCUGCGAGGCGAUGGAGGGGGUGGUGAAGUUUUUCGGCCCGCAAUGUUUCCCCUUCGGCCCGGACGCGCUGGUGCGGGAGUGCGUGGAGGGGCUUCGCCAGCGCAAGGCCUGCCUGCUCGCCGACGAGGACGCGUCGUCGACGAGCAGCGAGGACCCCGACGACGACGGCGAUGAACUUUUCCGCGCGGUCGACGACGCCCCGGCGGGGACGUCGUCCUGGCGCGAGGUGAUUUCCCCCCAAGACGUCCUCCGCGGGGUUUAUUUGCCCGAGGACCACAACGAGGCGCUGGAUGCGAUUGUGGAGGUGUUGGAGGCCCUCGCGGGGGCCUACGGCGGGGCGUUUUUGCCCUACGCGGCGUAUCUUUUUCCGCUUUUGGGGCUUUACGGGGACCCGCAGCGGCGCCCCGCGGAGGAUCUCGUGAUGGCGACGGGGUCUUUUGCGGGGCUUCUGCUCGCCCUCGGGGCGGGGGCCGCCGGGGCGCACUUCGAGGCCGCGCGGGCCCUCGCGUUUGGCGUCCUGCGCGGCUCCGACGACUCCGCCGCGCGGGGCAAUAGCUGCUACCUCCUCCGCGUCCUGGUGGAAAGCUGCCCCGAGCGCUUUUUGGAGCCGCUGGGGGAGUCCUCCGCGUCCUUUUCGUCCUUCUCGUCGUCGUCGUCGUCGUUGUCGAUGGUGGAGGAGACGUUGCGGGCGCUGUGGGAGGUCGUCUCCGGCGGCGCCGUGGCGGAGAUCCCGCAGGCGGUGGACAACGCCGUGAGCGCGGCCUGCAGCCUCGUGCGGUGCCUCCCGCCCGGGGUGGUCCCGCGGGAGGAAAUCCUGCCCAGUCUUCUCCCGCUGAUCCCCAUGCGGCUGGAAAAGGCGGAGAACGCGAACGCGCUCGCGACGCUGGUCUUUUUGCUCUCGGCGGAGGCCGAGGGGACGGCCCGGGCGGCCUGGCUGCCGGGGAUGGUGGGCUGCAUCGCGCGGGUCGUCGCCGCCCGCGGCGUCGACGAGGCGGAGAAGGCCACCCUCCUCCAGGCGGGCGUGCGGAGUUUUAUCGCGCGCCAACCUCAGGCGUGGCAGCAGGCCUGCGCGGUGGCGGAGUUGGACGGGGAUCAGCAAGAGGCCCUCCGAAGCUCCGGCGUUCUUUGCAUGUAG
Molecule: messenger RNA, 3663 nt
Organism: Phytomonas sp. Hart1
Lineage: Eukaryota; Euglenozoa; Kinetoplastea; Trypanosomatida; Trypanosomatidae
Source: the annotation of a GenBank genome assembly